AUGUCUCCAUUUUGGAAAAAACCGUCUCAAGCGCGGAUUGUAAAGUUAACAAGCGGUGGCUUUUGGAGAAGGUCAGGAUGUUUCCUUGACAUUUUCUCCUUGGCAGAAAGAAAAAACAUUGACCUUGCAAUUGUGACUUACUUUAUUUAUAGCACUGUAAUCAUUCGAUUAACGCUCGGUUUGGUAAAAAAAAGUCCAAAUUCUAGUGAUUCAGUUCUUAAUAGACUUUUUCAAAAGGAAAAAGAAGAAAAAGGAAAGCCAAGACGUUUCAAUCAUCGAUUUUGGGAUAAUUUUAAGAUCAGAAAGCCUUGGGUCAAUGCAGUAGUUACAAAAAGUUGUCUUGAAUUCAAUCUAAACCUAACUCAAUUUUAUCACACAGUUUAUUUUUAUAAGCCACCAACAAACAGAAAUGAUGUAUUAACUAAGAACAAUGAUUUAGAUAAGACAUUACCUUUUCUACUUGUCAAGAUUGUUUACCUACGCUUUGCACUAUCGUUUUAUCAGAAAAGAGGCUCUCAGAAAUGUAAAUCCCACUUCAACAAAUCACGAGAAUGUCGUGCUCUUUGCAGCAAUCAGGUGGAAUAUAUAGGAUCAGUUUUUAAAUUCGAUCCACGGAAACUUUAUAAGACUGCAAUUAUGCAUCAUUUUUUCACAGGAACGGUUUGUGUUUUGGAAGCACUGGGUGUCAAGGAAUUCUGCCCAAUCUUGAGGAACUCAGGUGACAAGAUGGCUGCGUUUGAAUUAAAGUCAAGGUUUUGCCUUCAUGACCUCAAACUUCGUUUUGUUUGA
This is a messenger RNA of Echinococcus granulosus, 789 nucleotides long. RefSeq lists its product as hypothetical. Lineage: Eukaryota; Metazoa; Platyhelminthes; Cestoda; Cyclophyllidea; Taeniidae. The record is from RefSeq and is a predicted model, not a curated record. The coding region runs from base 1 to 789 and encodes 262 amino acids. The transcript has 7 exons.